GCUGUCAGUCAGCAGUCAGCGCUCGCAGCUGCAACGACGGCGCCAACACCAGUAGCACCAACUGAACCACCUCGAGCCAAUCGAGCCAAGGAUAGGCUCGUCUUUUCAGAGUCAGCGUCAGUAGCACCAGGUUGUUGACUUCAAGCAUGGGGGUCGAUCAAGGAAGGGUAAUCGACACCGGACCGCCGACCUCAGCUGACAACUUCUCCUUCACGGUGUUGAGUGUGCAGCUGACGACGAAGCCGACUGAGAAGAAACAGCAGGAUGCCUCAGACUACGACCCGUUCUCCGAGAGGCAUGUGGAGCACCCCAACUCGGACCUGGGUUCGCUGAUGCACCUGCUGAAAGGCAGCCUCGGUUCCGGGAUCCUGGCGAUGCCAAUGGCCUUCAAGAACGCGGGCACCGUCGUUGGCUUCGUUGGGACCGUCCUCAUCGGCAUGCUCUGCACGCACUGCGUCCACAUGCUGGUGCGGUCGUCCCACAUCGUGUGCCGGAGGGCCCGUGUGCCAAUGCUGGGGUUCGCGGAGACGGCGGAGUACGCCUUCCUGUAUGGGCCGAGCCGCCUCAAGGCGUGGGCCCGCUUCUCCAGGACGUUUGUCAACAUAGCGCUGCUGACCACCUACUACAGCACCUGCUGCGUCUACCUCAUCUUCGUCGCGUCGAGCAUCAAGCAGGUGUGCGACCAGUGGUUCCCGUGGGCACAGCUGGACGUUCGGAUCUACACGGUCCUGCUACUGCUGCCGUUGGUGCCCAGCUGCCUGUUGCGCAACCUCAAGUAUCUGGUGCCCUUCUCGGCGACUGCCAACAUUUGCAUCGUGGUGGGCUUCGCCUGCACGCUCUACUACAUGCUUCGUGACCUGAAUGACCCCGGCGAGUUGCCGCUCAGCGUGGACGUCGCGCGCUUUCCGCUCUUCUUCAGCACCGUCGUCUUCGCCAUGGAGGGGAUAGGAGUGGUGAUGCCGGUGGAGAACGAGAUGAGGCAUCCGCAGCACUUCCUGGGAUUGGGAGGCGUCCUCAACAUCGCCAUGGCGGUCGUCGUCUCGCUGUACGCCCUCAUCGGCUUCUUCGGCUACGUCACCUAUGGGGAGAACACCGCGGGCAGCAUCACCCUUAACCUGCCCGUCGACGAGCGACUGGCGCAAGCGGUGAAGAUCCUGAUAGGACUGGCGGUGCUGUUCACGUACCCGCUGCAGUACCACGUGGCCGUGGGAAUCGUGCUGCAGAUGGUGCGGGACCGCGUGCCAGAGAAACGCCUCGACCUCCUGGAGUACGGCAUGCGGGUGGUUGGAGUGCUGGGCACAGUGGCGCUGGCGACGGCGGUCCCGAAGCUCGACCCUGUGGUGUCGCUGGUGGGUGCCGUGUGCUUCUCGACGCUGGGUCUGCUUUGUCCGGCCGCCAUCGAGAUGGCCACCUGCUGGCCCAGCCGCCGGACUAUCGUUAAGGACUCACUCAUCAUCGUGCUCGCACUCGCAGCCCUCGUCUCUGGGUCCUACACCAGCGUCCUGGGCAUCAUCGACGCCUACUCAGAGUAGCCAAGGCUCAAACACCAGCAUCUUCAGAUCCAUAGAAGCCUACUCUUAGUAGCCAAGUCAUACACCAGCAUCCUCGAUAUCAAUAAGGCCUACUCUGAGUAUCCCUUGUUCAUACACUAGCUUCCUCGACAUCACUGAGGCCUACUCAGAGUAUUACAUCAGCCUCCUCGAAAUAACUGAUGCCUAUUCUGAAUAUCCAGUGGUCACACAUUGACAUUCUCGACAUCACUGAGGUCUACUCUGAGUGGCCUAGAGUCAUACACCAGCAUCCGCAAAAUUAUAGAAGAAUACUCUAAGUAGGUAACGUUCAUACACCUGCACCCUCGACAUCAGCGACGCCUUCUCUGAGUAGCCAAGGAUUAUGAACCACUGCCCUCAUAAUCAUUAAGGCCUGCUCAGAAAAACCAAGGGUCAUAUAUGAUCCUCAACACUAUCAAGGCCUAUUUUGAGUAUCAAAGGGUCAUACACCAUCAUCAUUUGUUCCUAUGGUGAGGAACAGAACUCUAAUUCACCAUUAUAUACAUCACCAAAUCUUAUGUUGAGUAGGUUUGACCUUAUACCAGCAUCCUCAUCAUCCUCGAGGUGUCCUCCAUGUAGCCCAAGGUUCUACAGGAGCAGUCUUAACGUCGCCGAGACCUACUUCGAGAAGCCCUAGGCCUACUCGAGUAGCCCUAGCUCCUAGUUUAGUUUACCAAACGUCACUGAACCUUCUCAUAUGUAACACAAAUCGUAAACCUGGAGCAACUGUGGGAUAGCUUCAGCAACACUGAAGUCAACCAGCCUGUGAAUUCGUUUAAAUGAUAUGUUGCUCUACACAUAAUAACUAUGUGGCUUCAUAUUGGUAACUGAAAGUAGUUCUAAAUGAACACUCUUCAGAAUGAAGUUGUUUCCCUUGGGUAGCAGCUUCGAUCAUACCGUGUGUGUACAACAAAAUAGUGUGUGACUGACCAGCUCUAUUAUGACACGCUUGCUGAAAUUGCAGGUAUACAUGUCACUACUGUUCACUGGAUUAUGACGGUGCUGUGAAGUAAUAUUCUCUGUGAUCUUUCACACAUCUCUGAAACCAAUAUAUCAGCUAUGAACCAUGGAAUGUAACAGUCCCGUUGUUUACCUAAGCUACCUCGAUAUAAGACUCAUUCAUUGCUUUCGAGUGAAUAUAGUUCAUCAUGAUUCGAUCAUAGUGUGAUACGACGUUCUCUGAGAACCACUAACUAUCUUACAUACAGACACUAUUACACAUGGCACUGUGAGGCGGCAUAUAGUGUUCAACAGUAAUCUGUUAUCCCAUGUGCUUCUUCAGAUAUAUGGAGUGAUUAAAAUUACCGGACGAUUUAUGGUGUUAAGUACAUUACAUUACCAUUGCUCGUGUUCAGAAAUCAGUAUUCAGUCUAGUGUAACUCUCAUCUAUUAAAUACAUUUUAACUUCGUGGUUCCCCUUAAGAAACUGUAACUUUCCAGUAGAGGUGGGAUAUUAAAAUUCUGCCUCUUCCUUACAGCAUUUUUGAAUGACUUUCAUGUACUUUUCAAAUAAUUUUCCUGUGCCAAGAAAGGAUGUGUUUUAUUUAUUUUCCAACGAUAUUAUUUUGUAAUAUAGUGUUAAGACUAAUGUAUUUUCCCUUUAUGUGUUUCAGACAUCUUAGCCUACUGUACUAGUUUGAGUGACCAUGUUCGUUUCAACAGAGCUAUCACUCUAAUACCAAUUGUACAGAAGUCUACAGUACAGUGUAUUUAUAACUCAAAAAUUCUUAUGUAAAUUACUCAAAAGAUGUUCUCCGCAAAAUUAAUGCAAUUAAGAAACUUGUUAAAAGAUUAAUUGUAUUUGAUAGCUUUAUCAUAAAUUAUUUUGUAAGAAAAUCGUUCUAUAAUGACAUAAACGUCAAUUAUAUUAAGAGAUGUGCAAGAACUCUGACAUGACGUUGUGAUGAUCUUUAUAUGUUUCAUUCAUAUUUCUGAAUUAAACUUCACAAAAGUAAGGUUUUGCAAAUGCUAUAAUUUUUUAAUUGUAAUAAAUUAUAUAUUUGUAAUAUUUCAAUCAUGAAUCAAAGUUGAGAAAUCAUGUUCCUGACAUAAGUUUCAAUGCAAUAUAUAUGUUUAGACAGACAUAAAAGAACCAUAACUCUAAGGCUGAUGAAGAAUUUUUGUUAGUGUAGUUGACAACGUGGCACAAUAACAGAAGAUUU
This is a messenger RNA of Schistocerca cancellata (South American locust), 3712 nucleotides long. Its product is annotated as proton-coupled amino acid transporter-like protein pathetic. The transcript has 10 exons. Gene Ontology annotation, biological process: amino acid transmembrane transport. The coding region runs from base 147 to 1532 and encodes 461 amino acids. The record is from RefSeq and is a predicted model, not a curated record. NCBI's taxonomy places the organism in Eukaryota, Metazoa, Arthropoda, Insecta, Orthoptera, Acrididae. Gene Ontology annotation, cellular component: vacuolar membrane. Gene Ontology annotation, molecular function: amino acid transmembrane transporter activity.